Cucurbita pepo subsp. pepo (vegetable marrow) is the source of this 1758-nucleotide messenger RNA. Its product is annotated as xyloglucan 6-xylosyltransferase 2. Gene Ontology annotation, molecular function: UDP-xylosyltransferase activity; hexosyltransferase activity; xyloglucan 6-xylosyltransferase activity. NCBI's taxonomy places the organism in Eukaryota, Viridiplantae, Streptophyta, Magnoliopsida, Cucurbitales, Cucurbitaceae. Gene Ontology annotation, cellular component: membrane; endosome; trans-Golgi network. The record is from RefSeq and is a predicted model, not a curated record. Gene Ontology annotation, biological process: xyloglucan biosynthetic process.
AUCGAAAUCUUCAAUUCUCAUUGAUUUUGAUUCCUGCUUGUCUUCGGAGGCCCGCCGAAUCUCGUCGCCGGAGUCUGAGAAGAUGAUUGAGCGUAUUCUCGGCCCCAUUCGCAUCCGUCGGAUUCAGAGGGCGUUCCGCCACAGCGUCGUCACUGUCCUCUGUCUCUUCCUCACCGUCGUUGUCCUCCGCGGCAUUGUCGGCGCUGGUAAGUUCGGCACUCCCGAGCAGGACUUCAAUGAGAUUCGUAGCCAUUUCUCCUCACGUGGCCGUCGUGUUGAGGCUCGUCGUGUUUUGGAAGAGGCACAGCCGGAUACCACUGCCAAGGCGGCUGAUCAGUCCAACAAUUACGCCACAUUUGAUAUUUCGAAGAUUUUGGUGGAUGAAGGUGAGGAUGAGAAGCCCGAUCCGAGUAAACCCUAUAGUCUUGGCCCUAAAAUCUCUGAUUGGGAUGAACAGAGAGCUGAAUGGCUGAAGAACAACCCUGAUUUUCCUAAUUUCAUUGGUCCUAAUAAACCUCGAGUUCUUUUGGUUACUGGUUCCUCGCCUAAGCCCUGUGAGAAUCCUGUUGGUGAUCAUUACCUUUUGAAGUCGAUUAAGAACAAGAUCGAUUACUGUAGGCUCCAUGGGAUUGAGAUUUUUUAUAAUAUGGCGCUUCUUGAUGCUGAAAUGGCUGGUUUCUGGGCUAAGCUUCCAUUGAUUAGGAAGCUUUUGCUUUCACAUCCGGAGAUUGAGUUCCUAUGGUGGAUGGAUAGUGAUGCUAUGUUCACUGAUAUGGCUUUUGAGGUUCCAUGGGAACGGUAUAAGGAUCAUAAUUUUGUUCUUCACGGAUGGAAUGAGAUGGUUUAUGAUCAGAAGAAUUGGAUUGGAUUGAAUACUGGAAGUUUUCUUCUGAGAAAUUGCCAGUGGGCACUAGACAUUCUGGACGCUUGGGCACCGAUGGGGCCGAAGGGGAAGAUUAGAGAUGAAGCUGGGAAGAUAUUGACCAGAGAGCUGAAGGACCGACCGGUUUUCGAAGCCGAUGAUCAGUCAGCCAUGGUGUAUUUGUUGGCUACGCAGAGGGAUCAAUGGGGAGCAAAAGUUUACCUUGAGAAUGGGUACUAUUUGCACGGAUAUUGGGGCAUUUUGGUGGAUCGGUACGAGGAGAUGAUCGAGAAUCACCAUCCAGGGUUAGGCGAUCACCGGUGGCCUCUCGUCACCCAUUUCGUCGGGUGCAAACCAUGCGGGAAGUUCGGAGAUUACCCUGUUGAGCGAUGUCUGAAACAGAUGGACAGAGCAUACAACUUCGGGGAUAAUCAGAUUCUACAAAUCUAUGGCUUUACACAUAAGUCACUAGCAAGCAGGAGAGUAAAGCGGGUUCGAAACGAUACAAGCAAUCCAUUAGACGUGAAGGAUGAACUCGGGUUGCUUCACCCUGCAUUCAAAGCUGUGAAGGUAUCAUCUUCUUCUUGAUAGCCAUGGAAAUGCUUGAAUUUACAGGGGUUGAUUGAUGGUUAUCAUGAGUUCAAGUAUAAUAUAGUGUUGAAAAUGGUAUGGAUUUGGUAUAUUUAUCUAUAUAUAUAUAUAUAUAUAUCAGUUACCCAUAAUAUUGAAGAAUUGUAAACUUCUUUCUUUUGUGGGGUUAAAAAUCUGUCUAAAUUUCAUUGAUUUUUAGAAGGCUUUGUUUCUUAGAUCAGCUUUUGUAAUGAAAUGAUAGGGAGUUCUUGAAGAAAUCUGUUCAUCAAUCUUUAUGAGUUGUUUAUUGACAUCAUAUUUCAUUA